GUGGGUUGGAAUCAAAAGUAAAGCAUAUUUCCUUGUUAAAUGGUGAGCUGACUGCAGGAUUACGGAUUAGCAAUGGAAUUGCAGUGAUUUGUGAACAUUGUAUUUGUUUUGAUGAUUUUCCUGACAUAAUGUACACAGACGAUGAAGAAUAUUACUUUGGAAGUGGUGGAAGUGGGAAGUAUUAUGAGUGGCAGCUGAUGAUUAAAAAUCGGUGGCUGCGAAUCGACGGCGAUCAUGUCAUCGAGACUCACUACUGCCAGCCUGGAGCCAAGGGAAUGACUAUCAACACGACCAAGGGAAAAGUGUUCAUAGACUUUGACACUUUGGAGACAUCCAACAAAGGUGUCCGAGUCCAGAGACUCAGCGUUCUGCCUCCUGACCAAACAGAGGAUGUGUGCUGGUAUUUCAGGGAUGAACACGAGUGGUGGGAAUAUGGAUCCAGGGGUCCUGGAACAUCCGUCAGCAGUAGAGACAUCGAGCGUCACUUCACUUUGUAUCCUCAGGGGAACCUCAGGUUCACCGUGGGUUCUAAUGGAUACUCACUAGAUUUCCGCACUAUGACCCAAAUGAACCUCAACACGGGUUUGCAAAGGAGAAUUCGCAGGCGUCCAAAAUUCACCAACUCUGCAGGAUUGCGCUCACCCCCAGCUCUUCUUGCUGGUUCCACCUCUCUGUCUGGUGGAAAACCAAAGUGGGAGUUCAUGGAUCAAUACGGCAAAUGGACAGAAUACCAGAAACAUGUCAGUAUAUCCAGUGAGGACAUUGAAGUGCAGUUUAAGAGGAACCCAUACGGCCUGUUGACUUUCACCACUAAGAAGUUCAAGUAUGAACUCGACUUUGCAGCCAUGACUCAAAGGAACCUGUCCACAAACACCGUCAGGUCAGUGAGGCGACUUGAGUGAAGGAGUGGACGACAAAUGAGGAGCUUCUAAUCUGCUGUCUUUGAACUUUAGUUUUAGGUUUAAUCUCUGUUAAAACGCUUAUGUUUUUCUGAAAAAGAAACAUAUUUGGAGGACAGUUUCCUCAUCCGCUCUGCUUCAAAUGCAUGUACAUUUCAUGGAAAAGCAUCUAAAUGUAAUCAUAUUAUGUCUAAUAAUGGAAAUUAACAACUUAUUUGACAUUUGUUGUGUCUGUCUUGGAAUUGAAAAAUCCUCUGGAAAUAAAUGAACAAAAUAAUAAAGUAUAUCUGGAAGCUUUUAUGAGAUUUUUUCCCAGUUUUUACUCAUUAAAAUCCAGAUUUUAAUCAUCAAAAAUGUCAUCCACUCAAACUGAAUUUGAGAGAAGAUAAAGUUGAUCAAGAGAAAUCCACUGUCUGCUGAACACACAAAUCUCAUAAUUUUAUGCUCUUUAUUAG
Molecule: messenger RNA, 1354 nt
Organism: Oryzias melastigma (Indian medaka)
Lineage: Eukaryota; Metazoa; Chordata; Actinopteri; Beloniformes; Adrianichthyidae
Product: protein mono-ADP-ribosyltransferase PARP12
Exons: 9
Coding region: 129-902 (257 amino acids)
Molecular function (GO): zinc ion binding
Source: RefSeq, a predicted model, not a curated record